This is a messenger RNA of Agrilus planipennis (emerald ash borer), 875 nucleotides long. RefSeq lists its product as uncharacterized. The annotation marks the transcript as partial. NCBI's taxonomy places the organism in Eukaryota, Metazoa, Arthropoda, Insecta, Coleoptera, Buprestidae. The transcript has 2 exons. The record is from RefSeq and is a predicted model, not a curated record.
CCUCGUUCGUAAAUAAGAACAAGCGUAGUUUCCCUAUCUCACACCGCACACCACGAAUUUUUAAAGUAAACAACCCGCGUGCUACCCCGCUUAACCCGUACCUUCGUUGGUCUAGUACCUACCUCAUCCAGCUCAUUCCUAGUUUUCGUGCCGUACAUUACGUAAGUGCCGCGUUAAAUUCACGUUUGGUGUUGUAUAGUGUAUUUUGUUUGGUUUUAAUCAUGUCGAAUAGGAAAAGAUGUUACAGUUCUGAUUCCGAUAGUGAUGAUUUUAUUAAGUGGAAAAUUUCCAAAUUACAAAAGCGCUUGGCGACUAAGUCUAAAUCAAAAGGCAAGAGAUCCAUCUCUCCAUCUCCCUCGAUCCAGUCGGGAUCGACAUCGUACCAAGACCAGGAUGGUUUUGUUUCUCCGGUGUUGCCGGAUGAAGACGACGUCCCUUUAUCUGUUCUCGCAGCCAGUAUUAACGCAGACUCAAACGAUCUUGGUACAAACACUUUCAGAGAAGAGAGGACUUCAACCCUAGAUCCCAAUAUCUUAGCCCUUCUGGGAAUUGAUAAACCAGCUGGGGAAUCACUAGGGCCAGACAUUCAUGUUGACUUGGCUAGUAGGUGGUCCCUUGUUCUUAGCAACGGUCUAAGCGAGGAUUCUGUAAAUACUUUAUUAAAGAAAUAUCCACCUGCUGGUAACUGUCCCCUUUUAAAAGGCCCUCGUUUAAAUCCGGAGAUCGCCGCUGUUGUUAAUGAGCAGGUCUCUCGAAGAGACUCUAAUUUUAAUAAUCUUCAAAAUCAGAUUGGUGCUGCCCUUUCUGCAUUGGGACAGCUAACGACAGCCCUGGUCUCAGAAGAGGGGGGGGCUAAGCUUUCUUAUGUUGAAUUG